Molecule: messenger RNA, 3786 nt
Organism: Conger conger (European conger)
Lineage: Eukaryota; Metazoa; Chordata; Actinopteri; Anguilliformes; Congridae
Gene: atp8b4
Product: ATPase phospholipid transporting 8B4
Exons: 27
Coding region: 1-3669 (1222 amino acids)
Biological process (GO): phospholipid translocation; Golgi organization
Cellular component (GO): plasma membrane
Molecular function (GO): ATPase-coupled intramembrane lipid carrier activity; magnesium ion binding; ATP binding
Source: RefSeq, a predicted model, not a curated record
AUGACUACGCCAAAGGGAAGGGCUGGGAAAUGGCUGUGCGUGUUUCUGCCGUGGAGAAGGGGCUGGGUGCCACACGAGGAGGAGCGGCAUGUGAAAGCGAAUGACCGUGACUAUAACGACAGGUUUGCGUAUGCGGCCAAUCACAUCAAAACCUCAAAAUACAACAUCUUCACCUUUCUGCCUAUUAACCUUUUUGAGCAGUUCCAGCGCGUUGCCAAUGCGUACUUCAUGUUUCUGCUCAUAUUACAGCUGAUUCCUACGGUCUCCUCUCUGUCCUGGUUUACCACCAUCGUGCCUUUGGCAAUGGUGCUGACAGUGACUGCUGUCAAAGAUGCUAUGGAUGACUAUUUUCGGCAUAAAUGCGAUCAACAAGUCAAUACUCGCCAGUCUCAGGUACUCAUCAAGGGCAAGUUGGAAAAUGAGAAAUGGAUGAAUGUUCGUGUAGGAGACAUCAUCAAGCUGGAGAACAACCAGUUUGUAACUGCUGAUAUCCUUCUGUUAUCGAGCAGUGAGCCCUAUGGACUGUGUUAUAUUGAAACAGCAGAACUGGAUGGAGAGACGAAUCUGAAGGUGCGGCAGGCUUUAACGGUGACCUCGGAGCUGGGAUCAGAUAUUACCAAGUUGGCAGAGUUUGAUGGGGAGGUCAUCUGUGAGCCUCCAAAUAACAAAUUGGACCGGUACACCGGGACCCUUUUCUGGAAAGAUAAUAAGUAUCCCCUCGACAACGAGAAGAUGCUGCUUCGUGGCUGUGUGCUCAGAAACACCGACUGGUGCUUCGGCAUGGUCAUAUUCGCAGGGCUCCAAACCAAGCUGAUGCAAAACUGUGGGAGAACAAAGUUCAAAAGAACCAGCAUCGAUAGGCUGAUGAACACAUUAGUGUUAUGGAUUUUUGGAUUUCUCGCAUGCAUGGGCAUCGUCUUGGCCGUGGGGAACACCAUAUGGGAGGAGAGGGUGGGCAGAACAUUCCAGGUGUACCUGCUGUGGGAUGAGGUGCUGAGUAAUUCCGUGUUCUCCGGGUUCCUUACCUUCUGGUCUUACAUCAUCAUCCUCAACACUGUGGUCCCCAUCUCACUCUAUGUCAGUGUGGAGGUCAUUCGGCUAGGACACAGCUACUUCAUAAACUGGGACCGCAGGAUGUAUUACGGUCGGAGAGACAUGCCGGCUGAAGCCAGAACCACAACAUUAAACGAGGAGCUGGGUCAGGUGGAGUACAUCUUCUCUGACAAGACUGGCACCCUCACCCAAAACAUCAUGACCUUCAACAAGUGCUCGAUUAAUGGAAAGACCUACGGUGAUGUCUUUGAUGAGUUUGGACAUAAAGUGGAAAUCACAGAGAAAACACCAUGCGUGGACUUCUCCUUCAAUAUGUUGAGGGACAGGAGAUUCCGGUUCCAUGACAGCAGUUUGGUGGAGGCCAUAAAGCUGGAAGAGCUGACCGUUCAUGAGUUCUUCCGACUCCUGGCGCUCUGUCACACGGUCAUGCCCGAGGAGAAGAACGAAGGAGAGCUGACUUAUCAAGCACAGUCCCCUGAUGAGGGCGCCCUGGUCACCGCUGCACGCAAUUUUGGGUUUGUCUUCAGAGCCAGGACGCCGGAGACCAUAACGCUCUAUGAAAUGGGUCGGCCUGUCACCUACCAGCUCCUGGCCAUCUUGGAUUUCAACAACGUGCGCAAGAGAAUGAGUGUCAUUGUGAGGACGCCAGAGGGACAACUGAAACUCUACUCAAAGGGGGCCGACACAAUUAUAUUUGAUAGGCUGGAUCCAUCAAAUGAAGAGUUGAUGUACACUACCUCAGAACAUCUCAAUGAGUUUGCUGGAGAAGGAUUGAGAACAUUAGCUCUGGCCUACAAAGAUCUAGAUGAGGAUUUCUUUGAGGAAUGGAUGAAGAAGCUCCAUUUGGCCAGCACCGGGCUGGAUAACAGAGAGGACCGCCUCGCCCUUCUGUACGAGGAGAUUGAGCAGGACCUGCUGCUGUUGGGUGCUACAGCCAUAGAGGACAAACUACAGGAAGGCGUGGUAGAGACCAUUGUCUGUUUAACUCUGGCCAACAUUAAGAUCUGGGUCCUCACAGGAGACAAGCUAGAGACAGCAAUGAAUAUCGGCUACUCCUGUAACAUGCUACGAGACGACAUGAACGAGGUCUUCAUCAUCUCAGGUCACACAGUGCAGGAGGUCCAACAGCAGCUCAGAGGAGCAAGAGAACAGAUUCUGGGGCCAUGCAGGGAGGUCGCCAAUGGCUGCAUGGACGGGGAGAAGUCUGAAGUAAAUAGGAAGGACUCGGUUUUUGAGGAAACCUUCACUGCCGAGUACGCAUUAAUCAUUAACGGGCACAGUUUGGCCCACGCCCUGGAGGCUGAUCUGGAGCGAGUGCUGCUGGACACGGCCUGCCUGUGUAAGACGGUUAUCUGCUGCCGCGUCACACCCCUGCAGAAGGCCCAGGUGGUGGAGCUGGUGAAGAAGCACCGGGGGGCCGUUACUCUGGCUGUGGGGGACGGGGCCAACGACGUCAGCAUGAUCAAGACGGCGCACAUCGGCGUGGGCAUCAGCGGGCAGGAGGGCAUGCAGGCUGUGCUGGCGUCGGACUACUCCUUCGCCCAGUUCCGCUUCCUGCAGCGCCUCCUGCUGGUGCACGGCCGCUGGUCCUACUUCCGCAUGUGCAACUUCCUCUGCUACUUCUUCUACAAGAACUUCGCCUUCACCCUGGUGCACUUCUGGUUCGGCUUCUUCUGUGGUUUCUCGGCACAGACGGUGUAUGACCAGUGGUUUAUAACCCUCUUUAACAUCGUCUACACCUCUCUGCCUGUUCUUGCGAUGGGCAUGUUUGACAAGGACGUCAACGAGCAGAACAGCCUUCAGCACCCGAAGCUAUACGAGCCCGGGCAGCUCAACCUGCUGUUCAACAAGCGGCAGUUCUUCCUGUGCACGCUGCAGGGGAUGUACACCUCCUUCGUGCUCUUCUUCGUCCCCUACGGAGCCUUCUCCUACGCCGUCAGGGACGACGGCUCCCAUAUCUCUGACCAACAGUCCUUCGCCGUCACCAUAGCAACUUCCUUAGUGAUUGUUGUGAGCGUUCAGAUUGGGCUGGAUACACAUUAUUGGACAGCUGUGAAUCACUUCUACGUAUGGGGAAGCGUUGCGGUCUAUUUUGCCAUAUUAUUUGCGAUGCACAGUGACGGCAUAUUUGGUAUAUUCCCAAGCCAUUUCCCCUUUAUCGGCACGGCGCGGAACUGCCUGACCCAGAAGAGCAUGUGGCUGGUCAUUCUCCUCACCACGGUGAUAUGCGUGGUGCCGGUUUUGGCAGUCCGAUUCCUGAGGGCAGAUCUCUACCCAUCCUUAACAGACAAGGUACGUAACCUACAACGGGCGAGCAGAAGACAGCGUCCUCAGGAGAAGAAUCUGAAACGCGUGCGCAGGACCAGCUCACGCCGUUCCGCCUACGCCUUCGCUCACCAGGAAGGCUACGGCGAGCUCAUCACCUCGGGCAAGAACAUGAAGGUCGCUGGGGCCAGCUCGGCACCCCCUGCUGGGAGGAUCCAGAACAGCAGCAGCUGGAUCGAGAACCUGCUUAAGAAGAGGAACGACAUGAUGAGUGUCGCCUCGGAACCACAGACCAACAGCACAGAGACCAACGGCACGGACAACACCAAAACUGAACCGCACAGAGACUGAGGGAAACACAGGAGCACAAUUUGAGGGAAAAGUUUCUCUGAAAGUUAACAGUUAUGGGCUUGGAAAACUGAGGAGACCAAAACACCUCAGCACAAAAACCAAAACAAAGAACAGAAC